GGGGGGCGGCCUCCCAUGGGAGGAACAGGAAGGGAUGGCCGUCGUGUUGAUGGUGCUGACUUUGGCCCUGCAGGCAGCAGCCCGGAGCUGAGCGGCGGACACGCAGGGCCGGAGCAGUCGGGGUCUCUGGAGCUCAGCGCUGCGCUGGAGCCUGAAUCCCCGUGUCCUUCUGCUGAGGAAGAGGAGGAGGAAGAGGAGGAUGAGGAGGAGGAGGUGGCUGACAGCUGCACGGAGGCUUCAGCUGCUCCAGAAGGAGAGAGCAAGGAGGAGGCCGCCCCGCUGAGUACAUCGGUGGGAGGCGAUGUCCCACGCAGGCGCAUUGCCACCCCCGAGGAGGUGCGCUUCCCCCUGCAGCAUGGGUGGAGGAGAGAGGUGCGCAUCAAAAGGGGGAACCACCGCUGGCAGGGAGAGACGUGGUACUACGGGCCGUGUGGGAAGAGGAUGAAGCAGUUCCCGGAGGUGAUCAAGUACCUGAACAGGAACGUGGUGCAGGAUGUCCGCCGUGAGCACUUCAGCUUCAGCCCCCGAAUGCCGGUGGGGGAUUUCUAUGAGGAGCGAGACACGCCAGAGGGCCUGCAGUGGGUGAAGCUGAGCCCCGAGGAGAUCCCGUCCCGUAUCCAAGCCAUCACCGGGAAGCGCGGCCGACCCCGCAACGCCGAGAAGGCGAAGCCCAAAGAGCUGCCUGCCAUGAAGCGCGGCCGCGGGCGGCCCCCAAGGUCCGGAUGGUGGAUCUGCUGAGCAAGACGGACG
Molecule: messenger RNA, 750 nt
Organism: Meleagris gallopavo (turkey)
Lineage: Eukaryota; Metazoa; Chordata; Aves; Galliformes; Phasianidae
Source: RefSeq, a predicted model, not a curated record